AGAGGGCUUUAGCCUCCCACGGGGUCCUCAGACACCAAAGAUACAAAGAGCAGAAGAGCUGAGCCUUUUGUGUAAACUCCUACAGCCCAGAUCAGCAAGUCUAAGUGCUGAAGGGCAAUGAGCACGCCAGCCAGUGCUGAGCACCUCGGUACUGCUGACAGAGUGACAGCAGCAGAAACUGAUCGCAAGCGGUGAGCUGUGAUCAUAUGGGAGCAACCUCAGCUCAAGUCCCCCUCAAAACCAGCAAGGACAUCAGAGUGUUGAAACUGUUAUUCUGCUCCUGGCAGGAUUUCACUGCAACUGGUUCUUCCAACACAGACACAGGCAAGGCUUCAGGCAGUCUAAAGACCAAAUAUAAGAUCAAAGACUAUGGACUUACAUUCACCCAGAAGUGGAACACAGAUAACACUCUGGGAACAGAAGUGUCCGUGGAGGAUCAGCUGGCUGAAGGAUUGAAGGUGGCUCCGGACACUACAUUUGUACCAAACACAGGGAAGAAGAGUGGAAAGUUGAAGACCUCCUACAAAAGAGACUAUGUAAAUCUAGGCUGCAACAUAGACGCUGAUCUCUCUGGACCAACCAUCUAUGGCUGGGCAGUGUUGGGCUAUGAAGGCUGGCUUGCUGGCUACCAGAUGACUUUUGAUACAGCCAAAUCUAAGCUCUCACAAAAUAACUUUGCCUUGGGAUAUAAGGCAGGAGACUUUCAGCUGCACACUAAUGUAAGACAGUGGCAUCACAGCACCUGAUCACGUUAACUUGGAACCGAAGUCUGUCAACUUCUGCUUUGGUGAUAAAGAGGCUUCGGUUAAGCUCCUGAACUUCCUC
Messenger RNA from Colius striatus (speckled mousebird), 825 nucleotides. RefSeq names its product voltage-dependent anion-selective channel protein 3-like. Gene Ontology annotation, cellular component: mitochondrial outer membrane. Bases 207 to 746 code for a protein of 179 amino acids. The transcript has 4 exons. The record is from RefSeq and is a predicted model, not a curated record. Gene Ontology annotation, biological process: monoatomic anion transmembrane transport. Gene Ontology annotation, molecular function: voltage-gated monoatomic anion channel activity. NCBI's taxonomy places the organism in Eukaryota, Metazoa, Chordata, Aves, Coliiformes, Coliidae.